AUGGCGCAGUCAAGCUGUACCACUGGCCUUGUGAGUUUAUCGCCAUGUCUGAGUUAUAUCUCGGGAAAUCAAACUACCCCUUCUCAGGGGUGCUGCACUGCCCUUGCUACCGUAGUGAAAAAUAAUCCGUCUUGUCUGUGCCAGCUGCUGACUGGUAAUAAUCAGUUGGGGAUUCCCAUUAACCAGACUCGAGCUCUGGCUCUCCCUGGAGAAUGCAAAGUCACCACGCCACCUGUCAGCCAAUGCCAAGGUAAAAAUUUGUUCAGGGACUCUACAACUUCCCCUUCUCCGACGGUUUCAGAGGUACCUCCUAGUUCCCCUUCUACAAACGGUUCUGGCACCCCAACUUCAGAAGCAACCCCGAGUUCGAAUCCCACCCAGAACAAUUCAGCUUCGAACAUUUUUGCAUCCCCUGUGCUUAAGGUCGUAACAGCGGUGGUAUUGGCUGCAGUUGUGAUGUGA
Messenger RNA from Cryptomeria japonica (Japanese cedar), 462 nucleotides. RefSeq names its product non-specific lipid transfer protein GPI-anchored 5-like. Gene Ontology annotation, molecular function: lipid binding. The record is from RefSeq and is a predicted model, not a curated record. The transcript has 2 exons. Gene Ontology annotation, biological process: lipid transport. Lineage: Eukaryota; Viridiplantae; Streptophyta; Pinopsida; Cupressales; Cupressaceae. Bases 1 to 462 code for a protein of 153 amino acids.